AUGCCCAACGACGAGCUUCUCACCGACGAAUAUGUCGCCGACCUUUUGGCCAAAGAGGCCAGCGAUUGCUCGCUAAAAUACUCAGCAAUGGGUAUGGAAGCUUUCAACACGAAAAAUAAGCCGUCCAACGCGCUGAAGCCGAAUACGAGAUUUUUGAGAAACAUCAUCAAUGAAACGGAUUCACACAACAAAGCGCUGCUGGCUAAGGAAGCGGCCGAAUCAAGAGCGAGGCUUAAGGAUCUGGAGCACGCCGAAGAAGUCAAACGACUAAAGACAGAUCCAACACCCAGGGAUAUACGAAAACGGCAGCUUGGAAACAUUCAAUCCAUCCUAGGCGGAUCAAGGCACAAACGCGGCGACGAUACGAAGUCAGCUGCUAGCGAAGAAAGAUCUAAAAAUAGGAGUGAUGGCAAUCGCCAUUCGCAUCGGUCGUCGCGUCGAGAAAGAGAUGCAAGCCCUGAUCGUCGUAAAUCGAAGAAGGACUAUGGCCGACUAUCAAGAAGCCCCCAGGACGACGAGCGAAGGACGCACCACGAAGAUAAGCCACGGAGCUCCCGAAGAAGGCACCGUGAUCACUCUCCAGAGCACAAACGUCGACAUUCUCGCGAUCGCGGAAGAGAUCGAUCCAAGUCGCCUCGCCGCCGGCGUCAUUCUCGAUCACCUCGAACGAAGAGAAGUAAACAUCGGAGCCGUUCUCCUUUAGCUGCUGAAAAGCAGUCUUUGAGAGAUGCCCGUAACAGACAUGAUGAUGACGAGUCAGAUCCCUUGGAAGAAUUUAUCGGACCUGCUCCGCCUCCCAGAUACCGUGGACGGGGAACCGUUGGAGGAGCUUCUGGCCUGGAUCGGCGGUUCUCUGAUUCAUACGAUCCGAGUACAGACAUAUUGCCAGAUGAUGAGGAGGCCAACCUUGAUGAUGCCGUGGAAGCGUUUAGGGAUCGCCAGAAACUGCGACUGAUCCAAGCAGAGCGGGCGAGAGCAGCCGGGAUCGCGGAGCACCAGAUUCAGAAGAUGAACAAUAGCCAGCGAGAAAAAACGGAGGAAGACGUGGUAUGGUCCAAGGCCGGCGAAAAGAGGGAAUGGGAUCGCGGGAAA
Trichoderma asperellum CBS 433.97 is the source of this 1092-nucleotide messenger RNA. RefSeq lists its product as uncharacterized. Lineage: Eukaryota; Fungi; Ascomycota; Sordariomycetes; Hypocreales; Hypocreaceae. The record is from RefSeq and is a predicted model, not a curated record.